AUGCUAAAACUUAAUUUUUAUUUGUUUUUUAUAAAAUGUGACACUGGUAAGUUACAAAAGUUUGUCCUUGCUUUCUAUAAAUAUGCUUCUACCAGUCCUUUCAUUUUUCUGCCAUCAGAUUUAUGUGAUAUUACUUCUUUCUUUCUUUCUUUCUUUCUUUCUUUCUUUCGUUCGUUCGUUCCCUUCCCCUUUUUUUACAUAAUUGUUGUCUUUUUUAAUUUUGUAAUUUACCCAGAUGUCUACUGUCUAAUUUUCCUACUCGAUUUUCCAUCUCUUCUUUUCCCACUCUAUUUUCCUCCUCUUCUUUUCCCACUCUAUUUUCCUCUUCUUCUUUUCCCCUCUAUUUUCCUCCUCUUCUUUUCUCCUCUAUUUUCCUCCUCUUUUCCCUCUUUUCUCCCUCUAUUUUUUUUCCUCUUCUUUUCCUCCCUUCCUCUUCUUUUCCCUCUUUUCCUCCUCUUCUUUUCCCCCUCUAUUUUCCUCCUCUUCUUUUCCCACUCUAUUUUCCUCCUCUUCUUUUCCCACUCUAUUUUCCUCCUCUUCUUUUCUCCCUCUAUUUUCCUCCUCUUCUUUUCCCACUCUAUUUUCCUCCUCUUCUUUUCCCACUCUAUUUUCCUCCUCUUUUUUCCCUCUAUUUUUCCUCCUCUUCUUUUCUCCCUCUUUUUCCUCCUCUUUUUUUCCCACUUCUUUUCCCCCUUUUUUCCUCCUCUUCUUUUCCCACUCUAUUUUCCUCCUCUUCUUUUCCCCCUUUAUUUUCUUCCUCUUCUUUUCCCGCUUUAUUUUCCUCCUCUUCUUUUCCCGCUCUAUUUUCCUCCUCUUCUUUUCCCACUCUAUUUUCCUCCUCUUCUUUUCACCCUCUAUUUUCCUCCUCUUCUUUUUUCACUCUAUUUUCCUCCUCUUCUUUUCCCGCUCUAUUUUCCUCCUCUUCUUUUCCCGCUUUAUUUUCUUCCUCUUCUUUUCCCGCUCUAUUUUCCUCCUCUUCUUUUCCCGCUUUAUUUUCUUCCUCUUCUUUUCCCGCUCUAUUUUCCUCCUCUUCUUUUACCGCUUUAUUUUCUCCCUCUUCUUUUCGUGCUCUAUUUUCCUAUCUUCUUUUCCCGCUCUAUUUCCCCCCACUUCUUUUACGUCCUUUCGAUCUUCCUCUUUUUCAUCCAUUUCUCUUUUUUUCGCCUAGUUCCUUUGAGGCCCUGUUCUUUUAAUCGGUUCAAAAUCAUUCUCUUUCUUACUCCUUAUUUCAUGUCUGCUCUAAUUUCAACCACCAUAUCCGUUUACUCACUUCCUUUCCUCCACCUUCCUAGCGUAAACGGCCGUUUUAUUCUCUCACUUGUUCGAUUCUUUACUGCUUAUUUUAAUUUACUGCCGUACAUUUUUCUCUUUAAACGAAUAUUUAUUUAUUUAUUUAUUCUUUUUUCUCGUUCCUUUUCAAUUUUUCGAUCAUCAAAUCAUAUAUUUGUUCUAUUCGAUUGUCUUCCUCCUUUUCAUUACACUCAUCAUUUUCUCUCAUUAUCCCAUCGUCUGUUUUACUGUUCAAUAAUUUUUCUUUUCUUUAUUCUUUCUAUUUCUUUCUUUAUCAUUUCCUGCUUUCUUUUCCAUAAUUACUCUCCUUUCAUUGUAAUUUUAUAUUAUUUAUUUUUCUUUAGGUCGUCCUUUCAUUAUUAUCAUUCGUAUUCAUUGAUUCAUUCUUUCAUUCUUAUUAUUCCUAUUCUUUCUUUCCUUCUUUCUUUUUUUCUUUCUUUUCAUUUUUAUUGUUGUCUUUUCCCCUUUCUUUCACCUUCCUAUUUUACCUGUCUUUAUUUAUCCUUUCGCUUUCUUCUUUCUUUCCGUUUUUCAUUUUGCGUUAUAAUUCUUAUUCAUUGUUUGUUUGUCUCUUUCUUUCUUUCUUUCUUUCUUUCUUUCUUCAUUCUCCUUUCUUUUUUUCAGUCUUUCUUUAUUCAUCAUCAUCCUUUUGCUUUCUUUCUUUCUGUCUUUCUUUAUUCAUUACCAUUCUUAUAUUUUCUUUCUUUUAUCAUUAUCAUUCUUAUCCUUUCUCUUUUUACUUUCUCUUAUAUAAUUACAUUGCUUUCAAUGUCUCUUUUACAUUAA
Molecule: messenger RNA, 2076 nt
Organism: Acanthosepion pharaonis
Lineage: Eukaryota; Metazoa; Mollusca; Cephalopoda; Sepiida; Sepiidae
Source: the annotation of a GenBank genome assembly